Lasiodiplodia theobromae is the source of this 1059-nucleotide messenger RNA. RefSeq lists its product as uncharacterized. Lineage: Eukaryota; Fungi; Ascomycota; Dothideomycetes; Botryosphaeriales; Botryosphaeriaceae. Bases 1 to 1059 code for a protein of 352 amino acids. The record is from RefSeq and is a predicted model, not a curated record. The transcript is spliced from 5 exons.
AUGCCACCGCCCUCGCGUACAACCAUGGACAAGGAGAAGAACAAGCAAGAUGACAGUCUAGGCGUCCAGCAGCAGCAACCGAUUGGUCACAACCUCACCUGGCAGGCCAGUGCGCAGCACCAGCAGCAGUACGCGGCACAGGGUCCUCCGCCACCAUACGCUCUACAGGUCCCUCCGCAUUACUGCCACCAGCAGCACCAGACAUAUCAACCGAUGAUGUAUGGCAGGCCCGGCUAUGGCCAGCCAACGCAGGCCCCGUCUACCUCGGCCACUCCAGGCUACUUCUCAACCGCUCGCAUAGCACCUGGCACCCACUGUUACGGCGACGAGAUGAGCAAGAUGUUUCGGGCUGGCGAGCAGCUCGCGAAAGAGGGCGACUUCAUAUACGUCGCACCGUUCAUCGAGUCAAGUGAUGACGGCGCCUGUUCAAGAUGCAAAUACAGCGGCAAGCGCUGCUGCUCCCACGUUGCCAAGUCGACGACACCCGGCAGAAAGCGCCGGGCCGCUGAGACGAUGCUCGGUCCUUCACGGCGCAUAUUCCCUUCUCCCGUGCCAGCGCCGCCCGCCGCCCCCGUGUCCGGCAGCAGCCCCCUCCACACUUCUGACGCCAGGGCGAGUCUUGAGACGGUCAGGAUGCUGGCGACCGGCAUGGCAGCCAAGCUGGCUGAGCUCGAGCGCGGCCAGAAGCGUCACUUCGACGCCAUCAUGGAAGACCGACGAGCCAUCGCCACCUUCAUCGAAGAACAGCGGGCAAUCGCCAUCAAGCUCGACUCGAUCGGGCAGCAAGUCGGGGACGUCCUCACCCAGGUCGUCGGUUGGGAGUCGAGGAAGAACAAGAAGAAGUCGGCAGAGGAGGAGGAGGAGAAGGAGGAUGAGGAGGGGGUCCGCAACGCUCUGGGCGCCAUUGCCGCCGAGCUAAAGGCAUUGCGCAGCGACAUUGCUGGAUUGCAAGUCCACGGACGGCCCACCACGCCGGGACUUGGCGGGCUUGCAUCCAUGUUGCCGCCGACGCCGGUCCAGCAGCAACAACCCUUCGGCGUCCCGCAUGGACUGCCUUAG